CCGGCAUAGGCACGUGCACACACAGUGUGCCCACGUACUGUGCUGUAUCUUGCGCGUACUCGAUUAUCGUACAGAGGCACACCAGAGUACACACACGAGAGAUCGAAAUCACGCCUGAGUGUGCGAGACGUGUCCGUCGGAGUCGAGUAGUCCAAGCGAGUCCGAACGCAAAAGCCUGCAUUUGCCAGACGAUAUAUCGAGCCACGCGACAAUGCAACGAACACUCGUCGUGAUCCUCCUCUGGAUAAGCUGUUACGGCUACGCUCUCCCGCGAGUGGAGAGGAAUCUACACGUGUCAAACGUUCAAACGCACUACAACGUUACGAGCACCGAGGUCGAUGAUCUGCUGUCGAUAGACGAGGUGUCUUACAUCGAUUUCAAUUCAACUGCAUUGAUUGCAUCGAGGAGGCCGAACGUCUGCAACGACUGUGUAUGUGGCGUGGGCCGGAAAACAAGGAUCGUUGGUGGAAACGUGACGAGCGUUUACGAAUUUCCCUGGAUUGUUAGCAUGAGUAAACAGGGCACAUUUUACUGUGCCGGCAGUUUAAUCACGCGAAAACACGUACUCACGGCAGCACACUGCAUGGAGGGAUUCGACAGAAGAAGCAUCAAGCUUGUCCUGGUAGACAAUGACCGAGAGAAAUUGGACAAAAAUGCCAUAAUUCGCCGUAUCAAAUCUGUCGUUAUUCACGAGAAGUUUCAUUCCUACACGUACAAUAAUGACAUCGCUAUCAUCGAGAUGGAUCGACCAGUGAAUGUGAAUGGUAUCGUGCGAACUGCCUGUUUGCCUGAAGACAAAGCCAUCGACUACACUGGGGCGACAGCCACAGUAAUUGGUUGGGGUCGGACAGGAGAGAGUGAACCCGUGAGCAAUGAACUGAGAAGAGUGAAUCUGCCAAUUUUGUCACAGGAAGAAUGCGAUCAAUCGGGUUACCAGACGAAUCGAAUCAGCGAGAACAUGUUCUGCGCUGGAUAUCUGGAGGGUGAUCUCGAUGCGUGCUUUGUAUCAUCUCGUGGGGUCGCGGAUGUGCAAGGCCAAACUUCCCCGGAAUUUACACGAAACUAACAAAUUACCUCGGAUGGCUUAAAGAUCAUUUAGGCGGUGAAUGCGUGUGUCCACCACCUCAUCGAUAUUAAUUUACGACUACUAGAAGAAUAGUUAUUUAAAUUAUUAAGUACAUUUAUUUAAAAAAACACACACACACACACA
Molecule: messenger RNA, 1210 nt
Organism: Heterotrigona itama
Lineage: Eukaryota; Metazoa; Arthropoda; Insecta; Hymenoptera; Apidae
Source: the annotation of a GenBank genome assembly